Messenger RNA from Exophiala aquamarina CBS 119918, 375 nucleotides. RefSeq lists its product as uncharacterized. Lineage: Eukaryota; Fungi; Ascomycota; Eurotiomycetes; Chaetothyriales; Herpotrichiellaceae. The record is from RefSeq and is a predicted model, not a curated record. The coding region runs from base 1 to 375 and encodes 124 amino acids. The transcript has a single exon.
AUGACCGCAUACGGCAUGUCGAAGGCUGCCGUUAGUUGGGCUGCCAGCCGGAUCCGUCGUGAGGAAGAUCGGCUGGUUGUGAUCGCGAUGCAGCCAGGCUGGGUUGGGACUGCCAUGGGGAACAAAGCCGCUGCAUUUGCGGGAUUGUCACCCAGUGAUGUUCCCGUGAGUAUUCAAGACAGUGUAAGCGGGUUGAUGAGGUUCUUCGACAUGGCGGACAAGGAAACACAUAGUGGGAAGUUCUGGGACCAAGGGGGGCAAGCAGGUGCCGUGGUAGAGAGGUACUCCCGGGAUGGCUAUUCUCAAUGGGGAGUCACCGAGGGAGCACGAAAUGGGCGGCUGCAGGAAGUGCAACAUCGAAAUGAAACGACUUAA